UUUUGUAUUCGCAAACACAGCGGAAUUCGAGUUCGCCGAAACUUGGGUGACGUCUGUCAAAACAUGUGGAAUGCAGCCGGUAAUAACAUGGUCGUGGGGACGGACAUGACAGUGGAUACAUCAUCUACAGCUACAAACUUGUUUACUGUAACUUCGACCGGCCAAACCAAACUCCAGCAGCCAGUAUACACUAGCUUCAAGGGUAAAAGCUACAGUACUUCUCUUCUACUCUAUGUAAUAUAUAUUAUUAACAGAGAAUUAAUCCCGAAUCAAUUAUUCACUACUCCCUGAAUUAAUUUGAGUUAUUCUGUUAGCAUCCUAUCCGAGAAUAGCUUAAGCUGAAGUAAUAAAAAAAAAUUCAAAAACAAAAACAGAAGGAAAAAAAAACAAAAAAAAACGAAUAAGACUGAAACAAACAACAGCAGCAGCAGCGGCGGCAACAAUUAAAACAACAACAGAAAACAAUUUUGCAAAAGGCUUAAGGUGCCUAAACAAGUGAAGGAGUUCUUAAGUUAAACCAACGUGUCUUGAAUGAAGGUUAAGUUUUAUCAGUGAAGGUUAGUACUUAGGGAACUUCCCGUUAUCAUGAAAUCAAUAAAAUGCGUAACACUGGUUUCUUCUGAGCACACCCUUAUACAUGAUGUGGAUAGCUUUCAAGUACAGCUGGCUUCCUCUCAACUCCCCCCUGCACUUGCUCCAUGAAUUAAUUACCGAACAUGUUCCACAAGAAUCUCCGGUCCCUGCUUGACUAUUGGCUGGAGAAAAAUUUCUUGGCGACAAUUGUUGCCCAGCGGCUCUCCUUCAGAUGGGUUGAAAAAUGAAAUACCAAUAAACCACCUAUUUUCAGUUGGUCUAGCCUCAGGAAAUAUAAGCCGAGGCGAUGCAAGCUUUCUAGUCUUCUUCGUCUUUCCAUUUGAUUUGUAUAUACUGCGUAGCAAGCUAGUCAUUCUCCCAAAAGGUCAAAAAUUUAAUUUGUAAACUACAUUUAUGCACAAGAUUUUCAACUGGAUGAGUAUGUUGUAUGAUAAGCAAUAUGAAGGUAAACUUUGGGCAGUAGACAGUUACCAACAAGUAUGGCAGCUUCUGUAGGAGGGUUCUACUCCACAUCAUUUAAAAAGGCGUUAAGUGUACGUACAUCAUAUUUGCUUUGUUGGAGCUAACUUGGUUUUAAAAUUCUGCUAAAGCCCUUCUAGAUAACUACAUUUUAGACGAGACAAAGCCAGAAAUUCCUGCUUCUCAGAAGUCACAAGAGGAAGACAACUUUAUCAACACUAUCGCCGUCGAAGGAGGUCCCGUAGAUAUUGCUUUUAAAUAUCUAAAGACGAAUGGAAAGACUACAGCAACAGUAAGAUUUUUUUUUUUGGAAUGUUUUGUCCUCCUCCUUCUCCGAAUUAUACGAAGCGUGAAGGAAGCGUUGUGUGGAAGCCAUCCUCGAGCACCUUUCCAUAUCAAGCACUGACGUGGCUCAGUAAUUAACCUCUUCUUCCAACCUUUCUUGAAUGCGGCUUUUCACUGUGCACCAGUCUCCCUCAACCCCAGCCACCGCCUUGAAGGCGGCGAAGGCGCUACAUAUUUGAUUAUUAUUGAUGCAGCAUUUGAAAUUGGCCACCGCGAGCAACAAAGUAUUAUAUAAGCCUGAAACUUUAAAGAGCACGGCACGAACAGGACAAGGAUGCACAAAAUGAAAAAAAAAAAAUGUAAAACAGGUUAGAGAACUGUUAAGACGUCCGUUGGCCCAUGUUAGUACAUGUUAGUAGAUAAAUGUCUGUUGUUUUAAACUUUGGAUCACAGCAUCCUUUUCUGUCUCAUAGAUGUGGUAUUAGAAGUAAUUUCUUUCAUAAGUUUAGCAUUUUGGCUAGAAACUCAUAGUAACAAAAUUGAUUUAGCCGAAACUGUCCCGUCACAGCUGUUGAAGGUUAAACUAACAUAAUUUUCAGGUUGCUAGUCUCUAGACUACAUGUUUCAAUAAUUCAAAUUUUUUACUGUUAGUGGUGUCUUGUUUUCUGAAAUCUCCAACAGGACCUAAACGCUUUUAAGGCAGCAUUGAAGACGAUGUGGUUUACUAAAUACGCAAAAGGAGGAGGCGUACCGCAUUAUUCUGGAUUUGAGCAUACAUUUGUUGGUGAGCACAUUGCCAAAUAAAGAAUCGGUUUUGAGGCCAUCGAAAUGUAACCUUCCCCCUCCACAUCCAGUCUCAUAAACCACACAAAAUCCUUUAUGAUUUUGUUUAAACCUAGGGCUUUUAUUAAAACCUAAAUGUUUUGAACUUUUGACUGUAGACUUUUUAGUCUUAAUCAUCGAUGAUACAAAACCUCGAUGUAAAAUGCGUUAUAGCCUCUGCCAGCCUCUCGGUCAGUGCAGACGAGCGAAAAAUGCAGGCGAGCAGUAAAAAAGCGAGCGAGCGAAAGAUAACGGGAGGAGAGAAGGGGAGAGCCUGUAAGCAUCUCACGAAUACCGCACAGUCUGCCCACUUGCAGAAAAACCGUUUCUUGUAUCAAAAUGACAAAGUAAAAAUGUCAAAAUGUGCGUGUAGGAGGGUUUCGCGCGCUCGCUACGAUUUUUCUUUUUCUCUGCGUGAGCGAAGCUAAGCGAUUGAUGUGGUUGACAUAAACUGUCAAAAUUGACCAAUCAUAUAGGGCAUACUAGGAGCUGGUGGUAUUCCGGAAUGUGGUAUUGAAAACAAACUAGCAAAUAGAGACUAAUUUAAACUUUUAACCAUUUUUGGUCUGUACUUUUUCCUGACGUCAAGUUUUGUGGAAUUAUGCUAUGGCAAGCGAAGAUAAUGUAGGUUAUGGUCUAAUUUCGCGCCAAAACAGACUGCGCCAAAGACGAAGUAAGAAUACGUAAAGACGGUUUGCGAAACAGAAAUUCGGCUAUUUCGUAUUCGGAUAGCCAAGAACUUUGCCUGGAAACGAGGUUGCUAUUUUAUAUACCUUCGAAUAGGUUGGUUAUUGCCUUUUCAAAUGUGGUAAGCGCCACGUGGCUACGAAGAAUUUAGCCGGGGGAUUUGAGCCAAUCAGAAACGGUGAAAUAUUUUGGGUUAUAGUCUCUUGUUACUUCCAACUAUUGAAAGGAGACGUUCGGCUGGCCAGAGAUCUUUUAAAUUACACACACACACAUAAAACGAAAAUAAAAUAAAGCCAAAUAUCAUCACGUUAACAAAUCUAAUACGUUUAGCAAUGCGGUCUCAAGGGAUAAUAAAGUAAUGCUUUAUUUAAAAUCCUGGACUACCACAAUGUCAGUUAAAUGAGGACGUUCUUGCAUAAAUUACUUCAUCAGGUGAACUGGGCGUCGGCACGGGAGGGACAACGGUAGUGAAAGGUCUUCACAACUGGUACCAGUUUCUUCUUGAACAGACGGCAGGUAGAUUGGCUUACUCUCCACCCCCAAAGAAUGUUGUGGAUUCGACUAAAAAGGUAAGGGUUUAAUCAAAAGAAUAUGAUAGUAUCCUAACAUGGUCAAUGGAGAGACACUUCACUAAAAAAUUCUAUCCUUCAGUAGAACUUGUGAUUGUUUUCGGUGAGUCAAUGUCUCUCUCGAAAUCUCCCUCACGUUAGACGUCCUCAUGAUCAGUCAGGGGAGUUUGCGAAAGAGACAAUUCGCGCAAGCAGGAUAGGUGAAACUUCCUCUGAUUUGUAGAAGUAGAACAUGAUGCGUUUUUUGCAUCAGAUGGAAACUCGGAAAAAAUCCUAGGCCCAGAUGGGAUUCGAACCCACGAUCCUCGGUGAUCUAGUCAGAUGCUCUAACCACUGAGCUGCUGGAGACUCCAUGGCGUACAAGGGUGAAAGUAGGUCUUUGACUAGAACUGCAUCACGCAGUCACAUAGUCAAACCAGAACAAGCACGUAUGACUCAUGAAUAACUGCAUCACUCAGUCACAUUAAGGUAUCGUAGAUGCAACCACCACAAAGUGAGUCUUUUCUUGUAGAAGUAGAAUAUGAUAUGUCUUUUUUACAUCAAAUGGAAACUCGGAAAAAAUUCGAGCCCCAAGACGGGAUUCGAACGCACGAACCCACGACCCUCCGUGAUCUGGUCAGAUGCGUUUUCCACUGAGCUACUGGGGAACUCAAUGGAGAGCAAGGGUGAAAUGUGGGUCUUUGACUAGAACUGCAUCACGCAGUCAGUCCGGUGGCUUAUUACAUUUUGCCUGAUCUUGCCCCAUAUUAGCUAAUCCGAAUUCCGAAAACUCGGAAAUUUUAAUUGUGUGCUUUUAUUAUCAUGAAGUGAUAUCACCGUUGUUUGUUUGCAGCCACCCUUUAUAAACGUCCAGUUUACUUGGAAUGGAGCUAGCAAGCCACCGGGUAGCAGCUUUUACGUGGGUACAAGCCCUGCAUUUGAAGUGGCGCUUUACACAGCAUGCUUCUUUGGUGAGCCAGGUGACUGCACCUGUAAUGUGGACGGAAAGCAGCUUAUGAUAAAGACCAUCAACUUUAACAAUGCUGGAAUGGUGCUCACCUCUUAUCCUGUAGCAUAA
Messenger RNA from Porites lobata, 4473 nucleotides. The record is from the annotation of a GenBank genome assembly. NCBI's taxonomy places the organism in Eukaryota, Metazoa, Cnidaria, Anthozoa, Scleractinia, Poritidae.